AUGAUACGAAACGGAUCAUUGUCUGAACACGAAACACCGACCCAAGAAGUCCCUUUGGGCAGGCAUGGAUCUCCUGCCCAACCUUCAGGCUUAUUAUUAGAAAUUGCUUCUCGCAAAUCCUCUAUCACCAUCACUGCCGAGCACCCGAAAAAAUAUAUACAAAGAAGAAAACAAGACAAGACAAGACAAGACAAGACAAGACAAGAAACUUUCAGACACAUCAUUGAUCAAUGGGCCCACACGAGAAUCGCCAUUAGGAACCAACGAGAUCUCGGUUAUCCCCUGAAGUGGCCAUUUGGUCCCGACCACACUUUGACCUUCAGCCGUGACAUUAAGGGCCUGAAAAAAUUUUCCCCCGUUUACGUAAACGUCAAAGACUCGCCAGCUGUACGGGCUUGCGUGCCGAUUGUCCUGAAAGUACAGUGCAAUGUAAUAAAGCCCGCUUGGGAGAGAAAACGGCGGCCAGUUGAACUUGUGAGUGCCGAUGACAAGGCGCCCUGUGGCGGAAUGUUCCAGAAGGUUGAUGGAGUCGCAUUUGAUUGGCUCAAGACGAAAGGAACAAAUACGCAAACAAAAGCACAAAAUAUCAUACACAUACCAAAUGAUAUCUCCUUCGGGUCCGAAGCUACUCCUCGCGACAUUCGCCAUCAUAUUCCUCUCGAAAUCGGUCGAGUUAUAAACCGAAUCAUCAAGAAAAUAAACCUCGAGCGACGAAAUAAACGGGCUCGACCCAUUCACCGUGUACUCGUUCCUCGCAAGACAAACACUCAAGAACUUGUUCUGAGCCACCACAACAGCUUCGUAAUACGAAGACCCUCCGUUUGCAUAAUCCUCCGUCGUGUUAACAAUGCUCCAUUUCGAGCCGUCGAUUAUCUGAUCGAAAACCGGCGGCUCGUGUCCUCCGUCGAAUCCCCCGUAAAAAUAGACUGUCUUGACGAGUGUUUUCUUGCAUUGGCAUUGGGGAAGAACCUUAGAGUUUGCAACCUAGGCAAUAUGUCCGUUCGUUUUAAGGUUGUUUUGUUGCCGGCUGAUGUGAAAUUGUCGUCCGGAGUGUAUGUGAGAGGUCCUUCUUCGUCGUUGCGUGUCGAGCCGCAGCUCAAGAGGUAG
Molecule: messenger RNA, 1107 nt
Organism: Striga asiatica
Lineage: Eukaryota; Viridiplantae; Streptophyta; Magnoliopsida; Lamiales; Orobanchaceae
Source: the annotation of a GenBank genome assembly